AUGGAGACAUUUACAGGCGUGGAAGGAGUCGAUUAUUUCAAAGUCACAAUUGGUGGUAGAAAGAUCAAGGAUGAGUUUGCACUCAAGUCAGGAUUGGACACCAUUUUCAACGAAGCUGGAAAAUCCGGCGAGUACGCUUGCUGCCAUGUGGAUCUUCGCCACUGGGAUAUCUAUUCCUGGGAGCAGAAGGAUUAA
Molecule: messenger RNA, 195 nt
Organism: Fusarium musae
Lineage: Eukaryota; Fungi; Ascomycota; Sordariomycetes; Hypocreales; Nectriaceae
Exons: 2
Coding region: 1-195 (64 amino acids)
Source: RefSeq, a predicted model, not a curated record